Molecule: messenger RNA, 2418 nt
Organism: Jaculus jaculus (lesser Egyptian jerboa)
Lineage: Eukaryota; Metazoa; Chordata; Mammalia; Rodentia; Dipodidae
Gene: Iqub
Product: IQ motif and ubiquitin domain containing
Exons: 12
Coding region: 1-2418 (805 amino acids)
Biological process (GO): cilium assembly
Cellular component (GO): motile cilium; acrosomal vesicle
Source: RefSeq, a predicted model, not a curated record
AUGUCUGAUCAGGAGGAAGAGCCUAGCCCUCACAACAGAGUUGACUCAUCAGAGGACAGAAAUGAGGGUCGUAACAUUAUCAAUAUUCCAGUUCCUUCAGAAGAACCAGAAGAGUUUGAUGAAAUGGAAGAGUUAGAAUCAAUGAUAGAGCAUCUCAGUGAAGGUUCAGUGAGAUCCUAUGACGCAUCAGUAGACCUAUCUGACCAUAGCAUUGUAAGCACAAAAUCAAAAGGUGAUGAACAACAUAGGGAAGAUAUUAUGUUCCCUGGAAAAUCUCUGCAUACUCCCACACCCAGUCUGAUAACUUCUCCUACAAUAGAGCCAGACACUGAGAUGCCAGAGGAUGAUACACUGGUAUAUCUGAGUAAAGUCCAGUCUACAAAGGAUAUUUUGCAAUCAUCAAUGGGAGAUCCUUUGGCAACAGUUAAAGUUGUACUUUUUCCUGUGGCUCAGGAAAUUAUAAUACCUUUUAAGGUCACUACCAUGUUGAAAUACCUCAAGGAGCACUUUGCACAACUGUUAGACAUCCCAUGUUAUGUGCUACAGAUAAUGCAUGCAGGAAGAAUUCUUGGAAGUAAUGAAUCUCUAAUACAACAUGGAGUUAGACCACAUGAAAUAGUACAAGUGGAAAUCUUUUCCAUGCAUCAGGAUCUAUAUCCAAUCAAAAGAAUAGAAGGAUUAAAUGAUGGUCCCCAAAUCAUAACAUUUUCCAUUCAAACUGGUAUUGACCACUACCAGGAGGUAGCUGUUGAAAUGAUAAAAUCUGACUUUCACAAGCCAUUUCUUGGUGGAUUUAGACAUAAGAUAACAGGAAUAGAAUACCACAAUGCUGGAACCCAAACUGUGCCCAAGAAGAUUUCUGAUAAACCCAAUGCAUUUUCUAGGAACACCCAGACAGUUUUUGAGAGAAAAAAGCUUCAACAAACUACAAAUACAACUUCCACUCAAAUGAAUAAAAUUGGUGUUUAUGUGUCAAACAUGACAGAUAAACUGAUAAAACCAGGAGUAUAUUUCACAGCUGAAGAAUACCAUGCUCAAAGGUUAAAGGCGGUGCUAAAAAUACAGACUCACUUCAGAAGGUGGCAUGCUAAAUGCUUCGUAGAUAAGUUAAAACACCAGAAAAAAAUGAGGUUAGAGUGGGAAGCAGAGGAAGAACUGAGGAAGAUCAGAGAAAAAGAAGAAUGGAUGCAAUUGGACUAUUACCGGAGGCACAACCCUAAAACAAAUGAAGACUUUGAACUUCUUUUCAAUGCCCUAGAACUCUGGCGUCAAGAAAAAGUUGCGCACAUUGACCAACACUUCACUGGACCUGAAAGAAAAGCUUCAUUGUGUGAACUUUUGGAAAAAGAAACACAGAUAAUUGCUUCCAUUGGGAGACAUAGAUACAUUGCUCAUAUGAAGAGGCAGGAAGCAGCUCUACAAGCUUUUUUGGAUAAGUGUUCAGCUCCGAAGAUAUGGAGAACACCUGAAGGCAAAACCAUUGAAAUGGAUACACAGUUCACCAUUAGAGCCAGAGAGCUACAAAGCAUCUACAAGUGCAUGAUGCUGAAAGACAUCUCUCAAGAUGAGAGGCUGGAUAUACUCUUGACACUUAAGCACACUGUGAAGGAACAUGAAUGUAAACUGACCCAGGAAAUCCUAGAAUUGAUUGACAGAGAAGUUGAUCUCAUGAUGAGAGGGGUCAAAACUCACAACCUUGAAGGACUCAGAAAAAGGAUUGUGACACUCUUUCUUCAGUAUAUCAAAACACCCGUGUUUAAUCCUGAAGUUGCAAGACACCUUAAGGUGCCUCAGGAUCCACUGAUGUUUUAUGAUAAGAUUUACUUCUGCCACAGCUGCCAGUCAUAUUUGCCUUCUAUCGAAUUCUCUGUAUCCCCCACUUCACGUCGUGUGUACCGCUGUCGUCACUGUGUGCACCUUGAGAAUGAGACCCAAAAACGAGAAUCGUUUUUGAAGUACAAGUGUUUACUUCAGCGGCUGUACUAUUCAGAGGCUAAUUAUGAAGAUAACUCUCAAAUUGCUUUCCUGAUGCAGCUCCAAGAUAUACAGUACUUAACAGAGAACAUCUGGGCAUCCAAGUCCAUCCUCAGUGCCUGGGAUGACCUCAAUGACCUGGUCAUGGUAAGGUGGGAUAAGACUGUGCAGUGGUCUCCCUGGAACUGCAUUCUUCUCACCAAGGAUGAGGCGGCAGCUCAUCUGAAGCUUUCAAAUAUUGAGGAGGGUUAUGGACGCUUCUUUCUUCACAAGAUCAAACACAAACAUAUCCUGGCUAAGAACUAUUUUUCUCAGGUUCCAGUGCUAGCUUCAUUUGUAUGUCAAGAUGAAGAAAUGGAAGAGAUCAGAAGUAAAUAUCGCCCAGAUCUGUCACCAAAAAUUAUAGAAGCCCAUGGCACUUAUAAUCAGCAUUUCCUGCAGUAG